Anolis sagrei ordinatus is the source of this 1576-nucleotide messenger RNA. Its product is annotated as serine hydrolase-like protein 2. The record is from RefSeq and is a predicted model, not a curated record. NCBI's taxonomy places the organism in Eukaryota, Metazoa, Chordata, Lepidosauria, Squamata, Anolidae.
GGAAAGGGGAGGAAAGGUUACUUUUCUGCAGAGCAGCUUGAAACAAAGUAGCAGGCAGCAGCAGUGGCUUGGAUGGCAGGCUUGACCUCAGAGAUAAGGUUCCUGGUCCCCUGGGGCCACAUUGCUGCCAAGGCGUGGGGGCCUCCCCAAGGCCGACCCGUGCUCUGUUUGCAUGGUUGGCUGGACAAUGCCAACACUUUCAACAAACUAAUCCCCUUACUCCCAAAAGACUGCUCUUAUAUAGCAAUAGACCUUGCAGGACAUGGCCUGUCCUCCCACCGGCCAGCUGGGUAUCCAUACCACCUGAAAGACUAUGUGAGUGAUGUGCGCAGAGCCGCUGCAGCACUGAAGUGGAAUCGAUUUAGCUUGAUGGGUCACAGUAUGGGUGGAACCGUUGCAUGCAUGUUCUCAUGUGUUUUCCCUGAAAUGGUGGACAAGUUGAUCCUGGUGGAGUCAUCUGGUCUUUUCCCAGCACCUCAGGGUUAUAUGAGAGGCCCAGAAGUAUUCAGGAAAAAGAAAGCAGGCUCUCAGUCCAUCACUACAGAUGCCCUAGCACAUUUAGAGGAAUGGGAGAAAUUGUUAAUUGGCAGCCGCACAGUCAUUGAGACUCUGAUGGAUGUUGAGGCGAAGCAGCACCAAGCCCCCAAAGUAUAUAACUCUGAAGAGGCCCUUCAAAGGUUGCUCAAGGCAAACAUUCACCUAACGGAAGAAAGUGGGAAGAUAUUGCUGGAACGAGGGGCUACUAAAGUGCCAGGAGGCUUGGUUUAUAACAGAGACACAAGAGUCCUCACGCACACCUCCUCUUCUGCACCUAUAGAAUUCCAGGUGAACUAUGUGAAAAAAAUACAGGCUGAUGUAUUGAUGAUCAUAGCACAAGGCGGGAUGUUUCUAAAAGAACCCAUCUACUCUGACAAUUUGGCAAUUCUUCAGGAAGCAUUCAGGGCCUCACGGAAACAGUAUUUUCAGUUUGUUGAAGUUCCUGGGAAUCACUUCGUCCAUCUCAAUGAGCCCGAAUUUGUGGCUAAGAUAAUCAGCAACUUUGAAAAUAAGAAUAAAAGUCCCAAAUCAAAUUUAUAAUCAGGAUUGUCUUCAGAGCAGGGGGUAACUUUUCAUGAAUUUCCCUUGGAAUGUUGCUUCAUCACACCGAGGACCGCAAAAUAUAGCCUCAUGAUUAUCAUAAGCCCCUCAUAAUGCCCCAGGAAGAUAUAUGGGAAUGUUUCUUCAUCCCUGUUCACAAAAUUAGACCUCUUCCUGGGGCUCUCAUUGAAAUUACCAUGUCUCAUGAACACCUGUUUGGCUGCUGGACUGGCACCCUUUGUACUGUAUUAACCAGCUGUGAGAUAUCAAGACCCAUCUCAGCCCAUUAUCGCUUGCCUCACUGCAUUCCUUUCUGAUCGCGCCUCUCUCCUGGGUGGAUCAAUAAAUGGACAAUAAAAGUCACCAGUGAUGACUUCAGAUGGAACCCUGGGCCAACCAGGGAGUGGAUCCUAGCUGGGACCUUUCUGCACCAACCAGAAGCCAAUGCAGCAGACUUGAAUACCUGUCAAAAUACUAUAAAUAAAAUGUAUGUUCGCAA